Molecule: messenger RNA, 1595 nt
Organism: Brachypodium distachyon (stiff brome)
Lineage: Eukaryota; Viridiplantae; Streptophyta; Magnoliopsida; Poales; Poaceae
Product: probable E3 ubiquitin-protein ligase BAH1-like 2
Exons: 6
Coding region: 296-1300 (334 amino acids)
Source: RefSeq, a predicted model, not a curated record
CCAGUUGACGUGGUGAAGAAGCCUCCCACUGCUUUCAUUUUGUUCCAAAAUCGCGUCCUGCACCUUUUCUUUUCCUCUUGUUGCUCACACGAGUUGCCGCCCCUCGUUUUCCUUGAAUCCACGAGCCGCGCGUGACUAGAUCGCCGCCUCCUUUCAUUUACUUGCCUCUUUCCCGUGCUCAAAUCACAGCCCCUGAACAUCUCCUUUUCAAGAACUGGUCUUCUCUGCCUGCCUGCUUCAGAAAUUAGCAGGCUUUCCCGUUUGGAAUCAGGGGUGUGUUUUUGACCUUGUGGUCAUGAAGUUCGCCAAGAAGUACGAGACGUACAUGAAGGGGAUGGAGGAGGAGCUCCCCGGCGUGGGGCUCAAGCGGCUCAAGAAGAUGCUCAAGAAAUGCCGCGCCGAGCUCGGAUCACACCAGCAAUCCUCCUCUUCCUCUUCCGACGCCGGCGGUGUCCGGUGCCUCGGCCAUUGCUCAGUAUGUGAUGGGAGUUUCUUCCCGUCCCUUCUCAACGAGAUGUCAGCCGUCAUUGGCUGCUUCAACAAGAAGGCCAAGAAGCUUCUUGAAUUACAUUUGGCAUCAGGUUUCAAGAAAUAUGCCAUGUGGUUCACCAACAAGGGCCACAAGAGCCAUGGGCAAUUGAUACAGCAAGGCAAAGACUUGGUUACAUAUGCAAUUAUAAAUGCCGUAGCGAUGAGGAAAAUUCUAAAGAAGUAUGACAAGAUACAUUACUCGAAGCAAGGGCAGGAGUUCAAAGCUCAAGCCCAGAGCCUGCACAUUGAGAUACUUCAGUCCCCAUGGCUAUGUGAGCUAAUGGCUUUCUACAUGAAUCUGAGAAGGAGCAAGAACAACGAGGUUGCGAUGGAGCUCUUUGGUGACUGUUCGCUCACAUUUGAUGAUGAUCAGCCAACGCUCUCAUGCAACCUCUUUGACUCUAUGCGCGUUGAUAUUAGCUUGAUGUGUUCAAUUUGCUUGGACACAAUGUUUGAUCCGGUCUCUCUUUCCUGCGGCCAUAUAUUUUGCUACUUGUGCUGCUGUUCUGCUGCAUCAGUGACGAUUGUUGACGGACUGAAGUCUGCAGAUCAAAAAUCAAAGUGCCCACUGUGCCGACAGGUUGGGGUCUUUCCUAAUGCUGCACACUUGGAUGAGCUGAACAUGCUGAUAAGCUAUAGUUUAUCAGUGUUGUAUAUCAACAGCUGUCCAGAGUUUUGGGAGAAGAGAAUGCAGAUGGAGCGAGUUGAACGUGUUCGCCUAGCUAAGGAGCACUGGGAGUCACAAUGUAGAGCAUUCUUGGGCAUUUGAUGGAACGUGUAAUCUUGGUUAAAAAAAAGGAAUUUCUCAUUGUUGACUUGUUCUUGGUUAGAUCUUGCUUUGUUGGAUAUAUCCUGCUGAAAUGAAUCGGCCUGUAAAGCGGGUUCACUUUUGUGCACCUAGACGAAAAGGAGGCACAUGUGUCGUGAUUAAUGAGUGUAGAACUGCAAAAGUGACCUGGCCUAUUUGGCCAAUUUGGCUUUCUGAUGUUUUACCACAGAUUUGGGCCUGCCAUCCAGAGGCACCUACCUCUAAAUAUACAUGAUCUCCAUUGUUAUUCAGGCAA